GAUGCUGUGAAGUUGCCAAAGUGAAUGAGCGCUUUUGACGCCCUGGAGAACAGCAGAGUUUACGUGUGGCGCGCGCUGAUUGCUCGGUAGGAGGCGGGCACGCGCUCUGUCACCGGGCGGGCGGAGUUCCCGGCUUGUCGCGCGCUUCAAAGCGCAAGCUCGGAGAAAAAGCCGCGGGACUUUUCCGCCAGGCAGCCUUUCCAGUGCCAGUGCGCUGAUCCGGGCAGUGCGUACGGGACUCCCACAGAUCAUCAAGACACGACUAUUUACAACCGGCCUGACAACAUAUGGAUGCGUUAAACGGCGGAUACUGAAUUUCCAAAAAAUAAAUAAAAAUAAAUAAAUAAAAACCAUUUCCUGUGAAGUGCAGGAAAACGACCUGGGAAGAGGAUGAGCUUAGGAAUACACAUGCCAUAGACUCGUUCAACACGGAGUGCUGGUGUAAAAACCCUCGGGCGCUUUUUUGUUUGUUUUUGUUUAUUUUUGUGUGUCGUCCUCGCAAUGCUUGUGCGCCGUAGCGGUCCGGUGGCGUGCGCUCGCGCUCCAAGGCGCGGACACAAGCGCGUGGACAGUGAGGAGAUCGCGGCCAAAAAACCGAGACUGAGCGAGUGUGUCGGGGGAGACACGGCUCUUUUCCUGGCCGCCUCACCGGUGUCUCCGCACAGCGGGAGCGCAGUGUCGGUGUGCGCGGCCGCGGGGCCGUCCCGCAUCGGCCAGUACCUGCUCCUGCCCUCGGUGGACCCGGCCGCCGCACACAGCGCGUGGGACAUGGACACCGGUGAGGAGCUCGUGUGCAAGGUGUUUGAUAUGGGCCAGUACCAAGAGAAGAUCAGAGCUUACAGCGUGCUGCCAAGACACAGGAAUAUCGGCCAGAUCAAAGACAUUAUCCUCGGGGAACGCAAGGCCUAUGUGUUCCAAGAGAAGGACUACGGCGACAUGCACACUUUCGUGAAGAGCUGCAAGCGUCUGCCUGAAGAGCAAGCCUCAAAGCUUUUUUAUCAGAUAGCCUCCGCAGUGGCUCAUUGCCACCAGAAUGGCAUAGUGCUGGGAGACUUAAAGCUCCGCAAGUUCGUGUUUGCAGAUGAGAAGAGGACCCAUUUAAAGCUAGGAGGCCUGGAGGACUGCCGGAUCCUGUCCAGUGAGGACGAUUCCAUUUCGGACACACACGGCUGCCCAGCUUAUGUCAGUCCAGAAAUCCUGAGCGGUGCAGGAAGCUACUCAGGGAAGCGAGCCGAUGCUUGGAGCCUGGGCGUAAUGCUCUACACAAUGCUGGCAGGCCGCUACCCAUUCCAUGACUCAGACCCAGCCACGCUGUUCUCCAAGAUACGCCAUGGUGCCUACGGCCUACCCGAGGGCCUCUCAGCGCGGGCGCGCUGCCUCGUGCGAAGCCUCCUGCGCAGGGAGCCCAGUGAGAGGCUGAGUGCCACCGACGUGCUCCUCCACCCAUGGUUCCGCUGUGGCACUGAACACGACAUCGACGAACAAGAUGUCACCUUGGCUGAGCAGAGAGUACCUCAGGUGCACAUAGAGUUGAACGAGCAUCUCUUCUGCUGACAAAAACUUCUCAAAUGCUCUGAUUUGGACCAAAACCAGCUCCUUUCCUGAUGAAACUACACCAUGGUUCAAAUUCAAAACUGAAUGGUUCUUUAAUUUAGAGCGGGACAAGCAGCUAUUCUGUGGAUGAGACCUCCCCAGUGGUUUGGAUUUGAGACAAAAACUCAGAUGUGCUCUUACGGGUUCUUAAAUUUUAGACUUGGGCACAGCCGUGAUUUACGGGCUCUAAAAUGUUAGUCCUCAAUGCUUUGGAUUUGGACCAAAAACUGUUUGACACACCCUUAUGGAUCCUUAAAUUUUAGACUCGGGAACACUUGUUAAUGUUAAUUUAUGUGUUCUUUAAAGUGUAUGCACUUGUGUAUGUGCUCAAAGUGCCAUAUUGUCUGUGUUAGGUUAAGAGGCUUGACGCGCAUUGGUUGGUGUACAAUGAAGUGAUUUUGGUGCUAAUGACCUCCUUUAUCCUGCUGUAUGAAGUGAGCAUUGAGGCAUGGAAACUACAAGGCUGUCAUAAAGAUGACAAACCCCAGCUGAGUCCUGAGGACUCUAAAUGUAUUAACUAAAGAGGGGGAAGGGAACAUGAGCCUGAACUGUAGAUCUGCUCACGCUGUCCAAUACCAAGGAAUUCACUAACUCACAUGCUGACUACAACAGCACCAAAAUGAGCAUGGACGCAAAUAUAUAUCUACAUUGAGGUGAAUACGUGGCAUCAUAACUCUCCAAAAGGUGCGAAAGGAGUGAAAUAAAGGCCAGUCUCUGACCUCUGGGUCUCGCAAUGCUUUUGUGGGCAAUAGUUGACCAUUGCAACUACUAGUAUUGGAUUAACCCUUGUCUAAAGCAUAUUGCAUCCACUUUUCAGAAGCCUCUCAUUUGUAAGUCAUUUCCUGUAUGAUGUUUGACCCACGUACUACAAAGUAUAUGUGUUGAGAUGUUAUAUAAUGUUAACCUCUAGCCAGUAAACAAAUUUAUUCUUCAAAGUGUAAGACUAUUUAACUAGAUAUUGAAGGACACUGAAGGACAUAAGUACCAUAUCCAUAUUCAUAGCAAAUGCAACAUUUCUUUACUUGAAUUAGUAAAAGAUGGUGCUUUUAGCACAGCUGGCAAGGUCAUCUGUAGUCUUGACAAAGAAGUGAAUUAAGCUGAGAUUAUUCUGAUUAACGUGGGAGGUUUUUUUGCUUUUUUUUUUUUUUUUUUUUUUACUUUUGAUCUACUGUAAUCCAAGGUGACUAAUAAAGCCACAAUAACUCCGCUGAAAGGGUAGCACCUAUUUUUGGAGGCUCUAAUGUUUCCUCCCCCUCUGUUGCAGGAAGUUGUACUGUAUGUUACCUCUGAGGCAAAGUGCUGGGCUCAAAACAAUGUCCAUGCUUUGAGAGUGAUGACACGGGUGUGCAAAGUUCAUAUUGCACUGUGAAUUCUGUAUUUUAUGACACAGCCUCAAGGUUAAACAAUGAGGCCCUAACGUAAAAUAUUAAUUGUAAAAGGAAAAUGUGUAAAUAUGUACAUAUUAUAAGUGUGUGAACAGAUUGAAUAAAGAUGACCUUUUUUUCCA
Molecule: messenger RNA, 3100 nt
Organism: Ictalurus punctatus (channel catfish)
Lineage: Eukaryota; Metazoa; Chordata; Actinopteri; Siluriformes; Ictaluridae
Gene: trib1
Product: tribbles pseudokinase 1
Exons: 3
Coding region: 502-1554 (350 amino acids)
Biological process (GO): regulation of MAP kinase activity; protein phosphorylation; positive regulation of proteasomal ubiquitin-dependent protein catabolic process
Cellular component (GO): nucleus
Molecular function (GO): protein kinase activity; ATP binding; mitogen-activated protein kinase kinase binding
Source: RefSeq, a predicted model, not a curated record